GCCAAACAUGUGAAGUGUGGGAGGACUUCUUCGAUCAGAGUUCAGGGGACGAAGGUUUUUCGAGGAUUUUUUUUAUGGGAUGUAGGUUGAGGUGUGGGGCAAGAGUGUUUGGGGAUCAUGAGUGUCACGGAGAGUGCUCAGAGUGGAGAGCAGGGGCCUUACCUGGAGGAGAGGAUUGUAGCACUAAUUCGAGAGCUUCCAGUUCUAGGACAGCUAUUUCAUAUACAUUUUAAAAUCGGCGAGGGGACUUUUAGCUCUGUCUACCUCGCGACGUUGAAAGAAUCCGGAUCUUCCAAAGAAUCGAAAAAAUUCGCUGUGAAACAUUUGAUACCGACGUAUCCACCUGCUAGGAUCGAGAGGGAGUUGCAAUGUCUACGUGAUAUUGGAGGCGCUGACAAUGUUGUGGGGAUUGAAUUCUGCGUACGAAGUGGAGCAUCUGUUGCCUUUGUCAUGCCUUACAUAAGACACACCAAAUUUUCGGAUUACGUUUACAACAUGGGAACGAUCGAGUUGAAGCACUAUAUGAGAGCCCUCCUGGUAGCUCUGAGAAAAGUCCACAUGUUCAAUAUAAUGCACAGAGACGUAAAACCCAGUAAUUUCUUGUACGACAGGAGGAACAAAAGGUACCUACUCGUCGAUUUCGGAUUGGCGCAGGAGUACAAAGAGGAAAAGAAAGUUGAGAUGAACAAACCCCAACCUUUGGAGACUUACUGUGUAAAGAGAAAACGAACUGAUGAGAAUAAACGUCAGCAACUCGAGGAAACCAAGCAAACUGCCGCCGACAGUAAAUGCUACUGCUUUGGAAAACCAAGGGUCUGUUCUCUGUGUUUAGCGAGACCAUCACAAGUUGCAUCUCGAGCUGGUACUCCGGGCUACAGAGCUCCCGAAGUUUUGUUUAAAUGUCCUCAUCAAACUCCAGCAAUCGAUAUCUGGGCAGCUGGAGUGAUAAUGCUCUGUAUUCUCAGUGCAACGCAGCCCUUUUUUCGUUGUCCUGAUGACUGCACAGCUCUAGCUGAAAUUACAACCCUUUUUGGCACCGAAAAAAUGACAGCAUGUGCACGGAAACUAGGAAAGAAAUUGAUCUGUAGUGAGCAAAUGCCUGGCACUGACAUAGUAUCUCUCUGCCAGAAACUUCGAGCACGUGUGAAAAUUCCUCCAAAAGAUAAUUCUCGAAAUGAUUAUCGUAAGAACGUUCUAGUCGAGCAUUAUCCCCCCGAAGCCUUCGACUUGCUCCUCAAACUCCUGGACGUUGACUACAAAACCCGAAUCACCGCUGAUGACGCCUUAAACCAUCCAUUUCUCAGAGGAUAAUUCACUCAGGGCCUUUCAAGCACAUUUAAAACAUGAUAUUUGCGGAAAAAUAAACCGCUCAGUACGAUACAAUAUUUUUUAUUCAAAAGUCUUGUAUAAAGUUGUAAUAUUUUAUAUACAAAUAAAUUC
This is a messenger RNA of Diachasma alloeum, 1440 nucleotides long. Its product is annotated as cell division cycle 7-related protein kinase. Gene Ontology annotation, biological process: protein phosphorylation; mitotic DNA damage checkpoint signaling. The transcript has 9 exons. Gene Ontology annotation, molecular function: ATP binding; protein serine/threonine kinase activity. Gene Ontology annotation, cellular component: nucleus. The record is from RefSeq and is a predicted model, not a curated record. Bases 118 to 1311 code for a protein of 397 amino acids. NCBI's taxonomy places the organism in Eukaryota, Metazoa, Arthropoda, Insecta, Hymenoptera, Braconidae.